AUGACUCUAGCGAAUCUAGAUGGGACGACUGCAGCGGUGAGUCUAGCGCGUGACUAUAAUAUCCCUAUUCACUUCUCGUUUAGCGUUGAAACAGACGGACGGCUACGAGGAGGAAGAACCCUUGAGGAUGCGGUUCGAGAAGUCGCUCAUCUAACGGAGAAUUAUAUAACGUACUUUGUGGUGAAUUGUGCUCAUCCACGUUAUAUUAUAAAAGCAAUACGAAGUAUUCUCCCGGAUGUGAGGUCGAGGAUCGGGUCCAUUAGAGGGAAUUCAUGUCUUAAGAAUCACGAUGAGCUUGAUAACUCUCUGGUGCUAGAUCGGGGCGAUAUUUCGGUGUGGGUUCGAGAGUUCAAUGAACUUUUAAUUAUGUUGCUGGGACUCAAAGUGGUAGGGGGUGGCUGUGGCACGGAUGAAAGACCAUAUUGA
Molecule: messenger RNA, 426 nt
Organism: Penicillium egyptiacum
Lineage: Eukaryota; Fungi; Ascomycota; Eurotiomycetes; Eurotiales; Aspergillaceae
Source: the annotation of a GenBank genome assembly